AUGGCUUCAUCACAUCUUCCCGUGUGCGCACAUGCGCCCCAGCUGUCGCUCCACCCCACCGCACCGACAAGCAAGGCACCGUGGAACCCACCCUCCAUCCCUCCCCCUGGCCGCUGCCAGGUGCGCAUCGUGAGUGAGACCCUGCCCUGCAAGUCAUUCAUGCCUCCUCCCGCCCAUCGUGGACAAGUCCGCCGCGCGGGUCGUGCGUCCCAUGCGCCCCGCCCAGCAGUUUCCAGCGAAGUGCAUGCGAGCCCACCGUUUUCCCACACGUGGGCGAAGCGCAGACGGGGCGUUACGGUGACCAUCCCCCCCAGCAACCCCCCCAUCGUGACUCGGGCGCACCUCCACCACCGUUUGAACGGCUACCGUUACGAAAAAAGACUCACGAUGUCUACCGUUUGCAAUGGGGGGAGUGGCCGCAGAGGGUGGGCCGCUUUCCUUGCGCCGUCCCUGCAAAAACUCCACGGCUCAGGCCCACGAUGCAACAGCAGUGUGCUCGCCGUGGAGUGCCAGACUCUGGGGUACAGCUGA
Purpureocillium lilacinum is the source of this 531-nucleotide messenger RNA. The record is from RefSeq and is a predicted model, not a curated record. Lineage: Eukaryota; Fungi; Ascomycota; Sordariomycetes; Hypocreales; Ophiocordycipitaceae.